UCACUAUUCCAAUACCGACGAUUCCGUACCCACGCUCCCCACCUGUACACGGCAUCUUGCUACGGAGAACGGCGAUGACGCAUGGCUAGUUCGCGACGCCGGGAAAAGCGACAACAAUGUGCAAAGUCGCGACCAGAAAGCAGAGAUCGUAGAGCUGCUCGUCGCUUCUAUAAAUUCUCUAGCUCUCUCGCUUGUUGCGUCCUCACUCACUACUUCUCUCGACUCUCAUCCCUGCCUACCUCUACUAUGGAGUAUCGGAGUCCGGCUCGCUGCCUUACCAGUCAGAAGGAUAGCAGGAAUGCCGGCAACACCGCUCAGCGCUUCUUAUCUCCUCUGAGCCGCUGUCGUAUACCUCCGCGCAUGCCGAGAGAUACUCCAUGGCUGGUUUUACAUCAUGGCAAUCGAAGCGCCUUAGGCGGAGUUCGUCUGGCGUUGGUCCAGGCGAGUCUAAGGUUCUAUGGCAGGCUCCUCGCUCGGACGGUCAAAGAGGUUGAAGCCGUCUUCUUCCGAUGGUUAAAGCGGCGACUCUCUCUCUCCCUUUCGUGUGUGCAGGCGAGUCUAAGGUUCUAUGGCAGGCUACUCGCUCGGACGGUCAAAGAGGUUAAAGCCGUCGUCUUCCGAUGGUUCAAGGCUUCGAGCACUCGACGACUUCGCUUUUCUGGAUUCGAGCACUUGAGAGUCGAGACAACAACCCACUUGUGACCUGUUAAUCUGUAAUAUGUUGUCUCUUUAGUCUCUCCUAUUCUCUGGUGACCGGUGGACGGUGGAAGGUGGAAGGUGGAAGCCGUAGCACUUAGCGAGCUUGGUGGUUGGUGACUUUUGCGAUUGCUGAAGCCCUCGUUCUCUAGGGAAUAUUUGGGAGAAACGAAGUAACAUUCAAACCCUAAUUUUAUUACUUCUAUCUUUGCGAUUUAUUUAUUCUAUUUUGGUAUAUUAUGAUUUAUGAAUAUAUGGUGGGAGCUGUGUGAAAUAUAUUAUGAUUUAUAUUGUCAAAAUUUUUAAGUUUUUGUAUAGGUUAGGAAUCGAACUCCCAACUUCAAAGUUAACAGCUAGCCGUUGAUAUUUUUUUUUCAUUGGAGGUGGGGGAGAGUUUGGUGUGUACAUGCAUAAAUACACCGCACACACCACGCAAGCUAGACAUACAUUUUGUUUUUUGAGAAAGUAGUCUCUUUGGAUAAUAAAUCUCUCAUCUCUCAUAUAACCGAGAUUUUCUCUGUAGCUUUUGCAUUAUUAUUAAUUUUGCAGAUUUGCCGAGAUUUUUUACCUUUAGUUUUCUAAUGCGUACACUCCACACAAUACACAGCGGCGACUCUCUCUCUCCCUUUCGUGUGUGCAGGCGAGUCUAAGGUUCUAUGGCAGGCUCCUCGCUCGGACGGUCAAAGAGGUUGAAGCCGUCGUCUUCCGAUGGUUCAAGGCAAGUCUAUGGUUCCGCGGCAGGCUCCUGGCUCCGACGGUUAAAGAGGUUGAAGUCGUCGUCUUCUCAACGUAUUCCUUUUUUCUUUUCUUUUCUUUUCUUUUUUUUUUUUUAGUUUUUGGUUCCAGUUUCUUGCUUGCGCGUUCAUUAGGGUUUGGGUUAUGGGUCGUUUGGUUGGGUGGGGUGGUUUUGUAUGUUUUUCCGGCUACGAGGUAGGGGU
This is a messenger RNA of Ipomoea triloba (trilobed morning glory), 1634 nucleotides long. RefSeq lists its product as uncharacterized. The record is from RefSeq and is a predicted model, not a curated record. Bases 82 to 702 code for a protein of 206 amino acids. NCBI's taxonomy places the organism in Eukaryota, Viridiplantae, Streptophyta, Magnoliopsida, Solanales, Convolvulaceae. The transcript is spliced from 7 exons.